UCUUGCAUUGUGUCUUUAGGGAUGAUGUUGAAAUCCCUAACCUAAAAUUUCCCUCCCUGAUGGCUUCACCGGAGCUUGGGUUGAGACUGCUCCUUUCACCCGUUACUUCCGACCUUCUUCUCCGCACAGCAUGCUGUUCUAUAGGGCUUGCGCUUCCCGUAUAUUCCACGUUUAAAGCUAUUGAGAACAAUGACCCAUAUGAGCAACAAAGGUGCCUAUUGUAUUGGGCAGCUUAUGGAUCUUUUAGUGCUGCAGAAAUGUUUGCUGAAAAAUUACUUUCCUGGAUUCCACUCUAUUAUCACAUGAAGUUUGCAUUUCUUGUUUGGCUACAGCUUCCCACUCUUGAUGGUGCAAGACAACUGUAUUCUAGUCACUUGCGUCCAUUCCUGUUGAAGCAUCAAGCUAGAAUGGAUCUGAUUGUUGAAUUUGUGUAUGGUGCAAUGAGUAAAAUUAUUAGUGCAUACCAACCAGAAUUAGAGUUUGCAAGAACUCUUGCAGUGAAAUUUUUAAUGACAGCCACUCAGAUGGUUAGGAAUCUCAUUCAUCCAGUUGGGAGGGAGUCAAAUGGCAUUGAACCCCAAAAGAGGCAGGUUUCAGAAUCAGAAGAAGAUUAAUACAUGUUUUUUUUUCUCAUUACAACAAUAAAGUCUUAUCCAACUAAGUGAGAUCAAUUACAUGGAUCACAUGACGUCAUUUGACAUAGUUAAUUAUUGGACAAAAUUAGGUUGGCUAGUUUUUAAUGAAUGAAUGUAAUGAUUUGCACGUGGUGCGGAGUUUUAAUUAUUAGUUCUACUAAAGUUUCUAGUUUUGUUUAUAUUCUUGAUUUCCUCUCGCUAUACAUAGGAAAUAGACAUAUUUGAUGUAAAUACUAAUUUUCCUAGCAGUUGUCUUGGGAGUAUAGUAUUAUAGUACAUAGUUAGGACCACGUUUAUGCUUACUGACCUGUAAGCAUCGAACAACCAUAUGAUUAUAAUUUAUGCAUUUUAUGGUGGUGAUUUUCGACAAA
Messenger RNA from Glycine soja, 1006 nucleotides. Its product is annotated as HVA22-like protein k. The transcript has 8 exons. Bases 60 to 614 code for a protein of 184 amino acids. The record is from RefSeq and is a predicted model, not a curated record. Lineage: Eukaryota; Viridiplantae; Streptophyta; Magnoliopsida; Fabales; Fabaceae.